GCCCGGGCCAUGGCCAAGUCCUACGAUCACCUCUUCAAACUGCUGCUGAUCGGGGACAGCGGGGUGGGCAAGACCUGCCUGAUCAUCCGCUUCGCCGAGGACAACUUCACCAGCACCUACAUCUCCACCAUCGGGAUCGACUUCAAAAUCCGGACAGUGGAAAUUGAGGGGAAAAAGAUCAAACUCCAGGUCUGGGACACGGCAGGACAGGAGAGGUUUAAAACCAUCACGACGGCGUAUUACCGAGGAGCCAUGGGAAUCAUCCUCGUCUAUGACAUCACGGAUGAGAAAUCCUUCGAGAACAUCCAGAACUGGAUGAAGAGCAUCAAGGAGAACGCUUCUGCGGGGGUGGAGCGCCUCCUCCUGGGGAACAAGUGUGACAUGGAGACCAAGCGCAAGGUGCAGCGGGAGAGUGCAGAGAAGCUCGCGAAGGAACAUGGGAUCCGGUUCUUUGAGACUAGUGCCAAGUCCAGUGUGAACGUGGAGGAGGCCUUCAACACCCUGGCCCAGGACAUCCUGCUGAAAUCCACCAAGAAACUGGGUAAAACCCCCAAAGGGAACCUGGACUUGAAAAAUGCUCCAAAGAAAAGCAGCAGUAAAUGCGCCGUGGUCUAG
Emys orbicularis (European pond turtle) is the source of this 615-nucleotide messenger RNA. It is a transcript of the gene RAB13, whose product is annotated as RAB13, member RAS oncogene family. The transcript is spliced from 8 exons. The coding region runs from base 10 to 615 and encodes 201 amino acids. Gene Ontology annotation, biological process: protein localization to plasma membrane; protein secretion; endocytic recycling. Lineage: Eukaryota; Metazoa; Chordata; Testudines; Emydidae. The record is from RefSeq and is a predicted model, not a curated record. Gene Ontology annotation, cellular component: plasma membrane; synaptic vesicle; endosome. Gene Ontology annotation, molecular function: GTP binding; GTPase activity.